UCCGUAUAUAUCCGUAUGCAUCCGUUAUAUCAUUCCUUUCUAACGUCCGUUAAUAAAAAACAUUUCACCCUCUUGAACUGCAGUUGAAGCUCCGCCCCCUAUUCAAAGUGUUGGGUAUAAAAAGAGUGCUUCAAUGAUUAGCAGUCUGAAUUUGAGCACUGAGGAGAGUACAUAGCAACAUGUUUCCCACCUAUCUUUCCUACAGUUUUGAUGUUCUGCUGUGGCGUUCCCAAGCAAGAAGGAUACGAGAUGCUGAAAGACGCCGCCAACGCCGUCGAAGAUAUUGGAUCCAUCCCAUCACUGCGUCACGGAUGACCCACGGGGUUCACAGCACUUUGUAUGUGGAGCUGCGGCAGCAUCCAGACAAGUUUGCAAGCUACUUACGGAUGUCUGUAUCAACAUUUGAUGACCUUCUAGCACGCAUCAGUGAACGGAUACGUCGGCAAGACACCCACCUGAGAAGGAGUAUCUCACCAGAGGAACGCCUAAUCGUAACCCUCAGGUUCCUGGCAUCUGGUGAGAGUUUUUCGUCUCUGCACUUCCAGUUUCGCCUGGGUAUUUCCACCAUCUCUGGGAUUGUCCGGAGCACCUGCGAUGCCCUGUGGGAUUGUCUUGUAGAAGAAUUUAUCCCACAACCUUCUACAGAACUUUGGCUUCAAAUUGCUGCGAAGUACCAUGAAGUAACACAGUUUCCAAACUGUGUAGGUGCAAUCGAUGGGAAGCACAUCAGGAUCCAGAAGCCAGCGCACACUGGGUCCGAGUACUUCAACUACAAGAAGUUCUUCUCCACUAUACUUAUGGCCAUUGCGGAUGCGCAGUACAGAUUCGUCGCAGUGGACAUUGGGUCAUAUGGAAGAACCAAUGACUCACGUGUGUUCAAGAACUCAGUGAUGGGGAGGAGGAUCUACUCUGGUGAGAUGGGACUUCCUGAACCAAGGGCCUUUCCUGGGACCGAUGAACCGCCAAUGCCUUUUGUUUUCAUUGGUGAUGAGGCUUUCCAGAUGUGUGGCAACUUGCUGAAGCCCUACUCCAGCCGAGGACUAGACCAACGCAAGCGCAUCUUCAAUUACAGACUGUCAGGCGCACGACGCUAUGUGGAGUGUGCAUUUGGAAUUUUUGCUGGUAAAUGGCGGAUCUUUAACCGGCCAAUCCAAUUGCACCCAGACGUGGUUGAUCAGGUUGUUAAGGCAGCUGUUGUUUUACACAACUUCAUCCUAACCAAGGAGCCUUCCCCCAGUGAUCCUGAAGAAGUUGAAUCAGCUCUGCCUGGAAUAGAGCAGAUAUCCAGAAGAGCUACCCAGGUCAUCAUGCGUCUCAGAGACGAUUUUUCACAGUAUUUCCUUACAGAAGCUGGCAUGGUGUCUUGGCAGGAUCGUAUGAUGUGAACUUUAUUUGAAUUCUUUAUUUUUGGUGGAAAUAAAUCAUUGUAUGUUUGAUUGCUUUUAUGAUGCUGGAGGGUGUACAAUCUAUGCCCCAGUGUACAAUUGACACUGGGGCAUAGAAUGUGCACCCUCCAACAUCAUGCUAUUAAUGUGCUUAUAUCAAUUUGUGUUUGUACACAUUGAUUGAAUGAUUCUGGAGGGUGUACAAUCUAUGCCCCAGUGUACAAUUGACACUGGGGCAUAGAAUGUGCACCCUCCAACAUCAUGCUAUUAAUGUGCUUAUAUCAAUUUGUGUUUGUACACAUUGAUUGAAUGAUUCUGGAGGGUGUACAAUCUAUGCCCCAGUGUACAAUUGACACUGGGGCAUAGAAUGUGCACCCUCCAACAUCAUGCUAUUAAUGUGCUUAUAUCAAUUUGUGUUUGUACACAUUGAUUGAAUGAUUCUGGAGGGUGUACAAUCUAUGCCCCAGUGUACAAUUGACACUGGGGCAUAGAAUGUGCACCCUCCAACAUCAUGCUAUUAAUGUGCUUAUAUCAAUUUGUGUUUGUACACAUUGAUUGAAUGAUUCUGGAGGGUGUACAAUCUAUGCCCCAGUGUACAAUUGACACUGGGGCAUAGAAUGUGCACCCUCCAACAUCAUGCUAUUAAUGUGCUUAUAUCAAUUUGUGUUUGUACACAUUGAUUGAAUGAUUCUGGAGGGUGUACAAUCUAUGCCCCAGUGUACAAUUGACACUGGGGCAUAGAAUGUGCACCCUCCAACAUCAUGCUAUUAAUGUGCUUAUAUCAAUUUGUGUUUGUACACAUUGAUUGAAUGAUUCUGGAGGGUGUACAAUCUAUGCCCCAGUGUACAAUUGACACUGGGGCAUAGAAUGUGCACCCUCCAACAUCAUGCUAUUAAUGUGCUUAUAUCAAUUUGUGUUUGUACACAUUGAUUUAAUGAUGCUGGAGGGUGUACAAUCUAUGCCCCAGUGUACAAUUGACACUGGGGCAUAGAAUGUGCACCCUCCAACAUCAUGCUAUUAAUGUGCUUAUAUCAAUUUGUGUUUGUACACAUUGAUUUAAUGAUGCUGGAGGGUGUACAAUCUAUGCCCCAGUGUACAAUUGACACUGGGGCAUAGAAUGUGCACCCUCCAACAUCAUGCUAUUAAUGUGCUUAUAUCAAUUUGUGUUUGUACACAUUGAUUGAAUGAUGCUGGAGGGUGUACAAUCUAUGCCCCAGUGUACAAUUGACACUGGGGCAUAGAAUGUGCACCCUCCAACAUCAUGCUAUUAAUGUGCUUAUAUCAAUUUGUGUUUGUACACAUUGAUUGAAUGAUGCUGGAGGGUGUACAAUCUAUGCCCCAGUGUACACUUCACACUGGGGCAUAGAAUGUACACCCUCCAACAUCAUGCUAGUAAUGUCCCCAUUUUAAUUUAACAAUAGUACAGUUGUACCUUUUACCAGAACAUUGUGAAUGAAACACAGACUGGUACUGUGAAAAAUAGACAAACUAAAUUUUCUUUUUAUUUUUUUAUUAAAUAAAAAUAAAUUAACAAGA
Rana temporaria (common frog) is the source of this 2921-nucleotide messenger RNA. RefSeq names its product protein ALP1-like. The coding region runs from base 180 to 1385 and encodes 401 amino acids. NCBI's taxonomy places the organism in Eukaryota, Metazoa, Chordata, Amphibia, Anura, Ranidae. The record is from RefSeq and is a predicted model, not a curated record. The transcript is spliced from 2 exons.